CCUUCCACCCUACCUUGGCUCCCAGACAGGGUGUAGCGUUACCUCUGACCUUUUCCGCAAGGAGCAACCUCUGCUCCUGCCUGCAGCCCCUGACAAAUGGAGGAGAAAGUGCUGAAUAUCCCAGCCUCCACACCCCAAUUCACCAACCUCCCCACCAUGGUGGUGAUGGUGGGGUUGCCAGCGCGUGGGAAGACCUACAUGUCCCAUAAGCUAACUCGUUAUCUUAAUUGGAUUGGGAUAGCAACAAGGGUAUUUAAUGUGGGGCAGUACAGACGGGAAGCAGUGCGGAGUUACAGGAGCUACGAGUUCUUCCGGCAUGAUAAUGAAGAGGCAAUGGAAAUCCGGAGGCAAUGUGCAUUGGCUGCGCUGCGGGAUGUCCACACCUAUUUGAGCUGUGAAGAAGGGCAAGUGGCGGUGUUUGAUGCCACCAAUACAACACAGGAACGCCGGGAUUUGAUCCUGCAGUUUGCAAAGGAGAAUGGAUACAAGGUUCUCUUUGUUGAAUCCAUUUGUGAGGACCCUGACAUCAUCGAGCAGAACAUCAAGCAAGUGAAGCUGAGCAGCCCAGACUAUGUGGGCCACGGGCAAGAAGAAGCGGUGGCCGAUUUCCUCCAGCGCAUCGAGUGCUACAGGCACACGUACGAACCCCUGGAUGAGAGGAGAGAUGGGGCACUAUCGUACAUCAAGGUCUUUGAGGUGGGGCUGCGGUACCUGGCAAACCGGGUGCAGGGCCACGUGCAGAGCCGCAUCGCCUACUACCUGAUGAACAUCCACGUCACCCCACGCACCAUCUACCUCAGCCGCCAUGGCGAGAGCCACCUCAACCAGCAGGGCCGUAUUGGGGGCGAUGCAGGACUGUCUCCCCGCGGGCGGCAGUAUGCCCAGGCCCUGGCCAAGUUCAUCCAGAGCCAAAAGAUCCUGGAGCUGAAGGUAUGGACCAGCCACCUCUGCCGGACCAUCGAGACAGCCGAGGCGCUGGGAGUGCCCUAUGAGCAGUGGAAGGCCCUCAACGAGCUCGAUGCGGGUGUCUGUGAGGAGAUGACUUAUGAGGAGAUCCAGGAGCGCUACCCGCAGGAAUUCGCACUCCAGGAUCAGGAUAAAUACCACUACCGGUACCCCAAAGGCGAGUCAUAUGAAGACUUGGUGCAGCGGUUGGAGCCGGUCAUCAUGGAGCUGGAGCGACAGGAGAACGUCCUGGUCAUCUGCCACCAGGCCGUCAUGCGCUGCCUGCUGGCCUAUUUCCUGGACAAGAGUGCAGGUGCAGCUCUGAGGACAAUUAAGGACAUCUUGGGAUCAAUUCAGGAUGCUUUGGGGACACCCCAAACCCUAGCAACCCCUCUACACCUACUUUUUGUGUUGUCCCUCCCAGAGGAGCUGCCUUACCUCAAGUGUCCCCUGCACACAGUCCUCAAGCUGACACCAGUGGCCUAUGCUCUAGCCGGUUCCAUCUCUGGACCCUCAGGCUGUGAGGUAGAAUCUAUCUUCCUCAACGUGGAAGCAGUGAACACCCACCGGGAGCGCCCCCAGAGCAUGGAAAAAACUGAAGAGAUUGAGUGUCAAAAUGCCGAUGAUGAUGAGUCUUGCUUCCAUCUCAGUCUCUGUUUCACCUCAACUGCCUGGAUCUGCCAUCCUGCAGCUAGUUUUCCUGUAGAAAAAGCCCCAAGAGUUUUUCUGCUGCAUCUGAUUUGUACAAUUUCAGUGUCGGAAGAAACUAGAUUUAAAAACACAGGAAGAGACCCAUGUCCUCUUUGAUUUCAGGUGUUUUGAGACAAAAAGUGCCUUGGGUCAGACAUUCUCCUAAGUCAUUCCAGCCUCAUCCCAUCCAUUUUCUUGUUCUGUGUAGGAGGGGGCAUGUGAAAAUGGAGAGCAGGAAACUUGAUUUCAAAGAGAAAGCCCAAGCUAAAACUGGUUCCCUGGAAAAUGCCCACCCUGGACCUGGCGGUGGGAACGUCAAGGUAAGGGAUGGAGAGCCAGAAGUUGAACUUGAGACAACACACUAAAGCCCCUGUCGGUUAUGGGGCUGAGAGCAUCACGGAGUCCCCAGGCAGGGCCAGCGAGGCCUCACCACGCAGACUCAUCAGUAUCUCGUCCUCUGGAAGCACAAACCUGGUUGGAAGAAUACUUGCUGUUCCCAGUACCUAUGUCCUGGCGAAAACAAGUCUUUUAGACAGAGAUGAACAAGUCACUCAAUACCUUUUGUGUUUGCAAAAUUCAUUUUAUCAGAUGUAUAAUCAUGCCUAUUGGUAUCAAGGAAUAAGUCCUGAGAUCAAAGUUCAUAAGAUAGAGCCUGGGGACAAAGUAUAUAUUAAAAAUUUAAAAAGGAAAACUAGGUCUGAACAGAAGUGGAAAGGUCCAUAUGUUGUUCUGUCAACUUCUUUUUAUGCCAUCAAGGUGUCUGGAACAGAGAGCUAGACCCAUCAUUCACACAUGCAAAAGGAGACUGGAGAAUAGUGGACUUCUGUAUUGGUUUGUCUAUUUUGUUUUGUAUCUCUACAGAACAGUAACAUCUUGUGCAUGAAGUGUGCUUCAUAUUAUUGAGAUGGCUUUACCGAUAGAACUAUUGUGUUAUAGAGCAAUUGCUCUUGUAAACUUUUGGGCCAAAUUAUUUGCAUUCAGAAAGACACUGGACAGACUGUUUUUACGUCUAGUAGUCUGAAGUCCAACAUGAGAGAUCCUAUCUAUCUUACAAUGCUCUCAAAUUCUGUGCAAAUGAUCCUGAUGAUCCUUGGGAUGCUUGGGCCCACAGCUAUGGCAUUACAGGCCCUGUCCUUUCAGAUCACUUACAUGUCUAUCAGCCAACAAGGGGAAUUGGCUCGCGGUGUUAUGAUCAUCAAAUGUGGGGAAUAUCAAAUGGGGGAGAUAUGUGUUGUCAUAGAUUCAAUUCAUAGAGCAAUCAUUUUACUUCUAAAUUUAGAAUCAUUAUUUAUCAGUAUUUUUCUUUGUUCCCAUAUUAUGAUUUUUAUCAUUUGCAUCUUUGUCUGGGUAGUUUUAGUAAAUGUUAUAGGUUUAUGACUUUUGCAACUAUGAAACAGCUGGUUCAGAAGUGGUGUCACCAGGGUGGAACUGGACAGCUUAUGGAUGGAUAAUUUGCGUAUCUCCCCUAUGAAACCCUCUACUAGCAAUCUAAACCUCAGUGAGUGUUGAAUUUGUGUAGCUUUGCCUAAAAUGGGGAACCAGGGCUUUUGAUUAGUUGGCAUUCCUAUUCCCAAAAAUGUGGAUUAGAAGAAAUAUUGGUUUAACACUACUUUUUCCAAAAUUUAUGAAGAACAGUUUUGGGAUAUUGGUCUUGCCUGCGAUUGGAGAUUAUUCCUAUGUUCGCUGCAUAUAGAGGUGUUAUCUUUCGAGCACUGACAAUCAGCGGUUUCUGAAGGAAUCAUUCUUUUGUAGGAAACUGGACUAAAUGUCAGAUUAUGUCCUCAAUCACCUCAGGAUUGUGCUUAAAUUGGUGAGAACCUGUAUACUUAGGAAUAUUUUGGUUGUGUGGGAGCAAGGCAUACAAGGCACACUGCCUUUAGACUGCAGUGGUGUUUGUACAUUGCGGGUUUUAUCAACCAAUUUGGAAAUUUACCCACAGACUGUUCCUGGACCUACAUGGCACAGAACCUUUUUAACCUGUACCCAGAAGUACAGAAGAAAUAACUGAACUAUCAAAAGUUAUGAUUCAGAAUCAAAUGGCAUUAGAUAUAGUUCUAGCUUCCCAAGAAGGACAAGGUACAGUUUUAAUUGUUAGCAGCUGCAUGUAUACAGGAAAACAGGAGAACUCAUGACUGAUGUGCAGAAGAUUUGGGAAGUAAAUUCAACCAUGUAGCAAAUUCAAAAUGAUGAUACUUCUUGGGGUUUUACUGAAACCUUUUAAUAGUUGACUUCUUGGUUUUCAAACUUAGCUACUUGGUUGAAGAACUUACAUGUAAUUGCAUUGGUGAUAAUAUUGAUUAUAGCUUGUAUGAUUGUUCUAGUAUAAUGUUGUAUUACUUGUAGUGACAUAGAAUCAUAAAAUCACUAGGUUGGAAGGGACCCACUGGGUCAUCGAGUCCAACCAUUCCUAACACUCCCUAAACCAUGCCCCUCAGUACCUCGUCCACCUGUCUCUUAAAUACCUCCAGGGAAGGUGACUCAACCACCUCCCUGGGCAGCCUGUUCCAGUGCCCAAUGACACUUUCCGUGAAAAAUUUUUUCCUGAUGUCCAGCCUAAACCUCCCCUGACGGAGCUUCAGGCCAUUCUCCCUUGUCCUGUCCCCUGUCACUUGGGAGAAGAGGCCAGCUCCCUCCUCUCCACAACCUCCUUUCAGAUAGUUGUAGAGAGUAAUAAGGUCUCCCCUCGGCCUCCUCUUCUCCAGGCUAAACAACCCCAAUUCUCUAAGCCGCUCCUGGUAAGACUUGUUCUCCAGCCCCCUCACCAGCUUUAUUGCUCUUCUCUGGACACACUCCAGAGCCUCAACAUCUUUCUUGUCAUGAGAGGCCACAACUGAACACAGUACUCAAGGUGCGGUCUCACCAGUGCUGAGUAUAGAGGGAGAAUCACCUCCCUGGACCUGCUGGUCACACCGUUUCUGAUACAAGAUGCCAUCAGCCUUCUCGGCCACCUGGACACACAGCUGGCUCAUGUUCAGUCGGCUGUCAACCAACACCCCCAGGUCCUUCUCCUCCAGGCAGCUUUCUAGCCAGAUUUCUCCUAGUCUGUAGCACUAUGUAGGGUCAUUAUGCCCCAAGUGCAGGACCUAGCAUUUGGCUUUGUUAAACUUCAUGCUGUUGGCCUCAGCACACCAGUCCAGCCUGUUCAGAUCCCUUUGCAGAGCUGCCCUACCCUCCAUCAGAUCCAUGCUUCCACCCAGCUUAGUGUCAUCUGCAAACUUGCUGAGGGUGCACUCAAUGCCUUCAUCCAGGUCAUUGAUAAAGACAUUGAACAGGGCUGGACCCAGUACCAAGCCCUGGGGAAUCCCACUUGUAACUGGCCUCCAGCUGGAGUUAACUCCAUUUACCACCACUCUCUGGGCCUGGCCCAGAAGCAGAAUGCUGUAAGAAACUGUGUCAAAGGCUUUCCCUCAUCCAGUAGUCGAGUCAUUCUGUCAUAGAAGGCAAUCAGGUUAGUUUGGCAAGAUCUGCCUUUUGUAAACCCAUGUUGACUGCGCCUGAUCACCUGGUUCUCUUGCAUGUGCUUCAUGAUAGCACUCAAGAUCACCUGUUCCAUGACUUUCCCCAGCACUGAGAUCAGACUGGCAGGCCUGCAGUUCCCUGGAUCCUCACUGCCACCCUUGUUGUAGAUGGGCACAUUAGCCAGCCUCCAGCCCAGUGGAACUUCCCCAGUCAGCCAGGACAGUUCAUCAGCUGCUUCUUCUUGGCUGGGUGGUCUGUAGCAGACUUCCAUCAUAAUACCUGCCUUCUUGUGGGCUCCUCUGAUUUUAACCCGUAGGCACUCAGUCCCUUCCUCACCGUAAUUGAGCUCAAGAGUAUAACCACAUGAUUGAUAAGGUGCAGCAAUGGCUAUGGUUCCAUUGAACGAGGAAUCACAGGGAUGUAAUAAAAAACAAAAGGAGGGAAUAGUUAAAGGAAAUGAGGAGAUGCAAUAAAUAUAUACAUGUAGGACUCUGAUAUUAUUGAUAGUUGAUUGUGAUAAAUAGAGUAUUUAAUCAUAGAAUAGUUUGGGUUGUAAGGAAUCUUAAAGAUCAUCUAAUUCCAGCCCCCUUGCCAUGGGCAGGGACAUCUCCCACCGGACCAGGCUGCCCAAGGCCCCAUCCAACCUGGCCUUCUGUGGCAUAUUGAAGCAUGGACUCCGAGUCGGGAUCAAAGACCUUUAUUAAGCAAAAGCAAUCCCUUUUAUACCCCUGCCUCAUUGAGGCAGAGCUUUCCCUCUUGCCCAAAUAACUCAUUUAUGCUUUCUUGUUUCCCAACCUUGCAUAGUCUGUUUUUAGCACAAAUAUCUACAGCUCUUAGCAACAAUCUUGAGCCCGUGGUUUCCUCCUCUCUGCGCCCUUGCUCCUGCCCAUUAAUCCCAUGGUUUCUUGCCCACUAAGGCAAUAAUAUCUUUACUGUUUUCCGUUAACAAAUUGCCACCUGGCCCUACAGCCUUCAACACUUCCAGGGAUGGGGCAUCCACAGCUUCCUUGGGCAACCUGGACCAGUGCCUCACCACUCUCAUAGUGAAGAAAUUCCUCCUUAUGUCUAGUCUGAAUCUGCCCAUCUCCAGUUUAUAGCCAUUGCCCCAGUCCUAUCACUACAUGCCUUUGUAAAAAGAAUAAUAUUUUUACUUCAGUGAGUUUCAAUGAACUUGUUUUGAGUUCAGUGGACUUUUUUUACUUCAAUGGCCUUGUGUUGACUUCAAUUUAUUAGUUCCAUGUUCAAUGGACUUUUUUUUAUUUCAGUGUAAUUGUUUUGACUUGAAUAAACAUUUUUUGACUGAAAUGUACUUCUUUUGACAUAAGUGGACUUUUUCUGCUGGAAGUAGAUAUUUUAAUAAAUUCGCUUGUUUUGACUUAAAUAAACUUGU
Molecule: messenger RNA, 6484 nt
Organism: Cuculus canorus (common cuckoo)
Lineage: Eukaryota; Metazoa; Chordata; Aves; Cuculiformes; Cuculidae
Product: 6-phosphofructo-2-kinase/fructose-2,6-bisphosphatase
Exons: 13
Coding region: 97-1752 (551 amino acids)
Biological process (GO): fructose metabolic process; fructose 2,6-bisphosphate metabolic process
Cellular component (GO): 6-phosphofructo-2-kinase/fructose-2,6-biphosphatase complex; cytosol
Molecular function (GO): fructose-2,6-bisphosphate 2-phosphatase activity; 6-phosphofructo-2-kinase activity; ATP binding
Source: RefSeq, a predicted model, not a curated record